UGCUCAGACUGUGGGAAGGGAUUUACUCAGAAAUCCAACCUGCAGGCACACCAGCGAGUUCACACUGGUGAGAAACCAUUUACCUGCUCUGAAUGUGGGAAAGGAUUCACUCAGAAAUCCAACCUUGUGUCACAUUACCGAGUUCACACUGGGGAGAGGCCGUUCACCUGCUCAGACUGUGGGAUUGGAUUCUCUCAGUCAUGGCAACUGAAUGAACAUCAACAAGUUCACACUGGAGAGAAACCGUUCACCUGCUCAGAUUGUGGGAGGGAAUUCACUCGA
Molecule: messenger RNA, 282 nt
Organism: Hypanus sabinus (Atlantic stingray)
Lineage: Eukaryota; Metazoa; Chordata; Chondrichthyes; Myliobatiformes; Dasyatidae
Product: gastrula zinc finger protein XlCGF8.2DB-like
Exons: 1
Biological process (GO): regulation of transcription by RNA polymerase II
Molecular function (GO): DNA-binding transcription factor activity, RNA polymerase II-specific; RNA polymerase II cis-regulatory region sequence-specific DNA binding
Source: RefSeq, a predicted model, not a curated record